Molecule: messenger RNA, 6093 nt
Organism: Pseudozyma hubeiensis SY62
Lineage: Eukaryota; Fungi; Basidiomycota; Ustilaginomycetes; Ustilaginales; Ustilaginaceae
Exons: 2
Coding region: 1-6093 (2030 amino acids)
Molecular function (GO): metal ion binding; ATP-dependent chromatin remodeler activity; ATP binding
Source: RefSeq, a predicted model, not a curated record
AUGACGACGAGGGCGGAUUCUCGUCGACAUGGUCGCAGCAAAGGGAUCCACUCGGGAUGCUUGUUGUCGUUGCAUCCAACGUAUUGCGAUUCUGUCGAGCAGUAUAUCCCGAAUCACGAGGUUGUCGAUGCUGAGCAAAAGUGCCCCUCCCACGGGGCCCAGAAUGACUGUGACCGCGGCCCCUACCGCGCCCAGCUCCGCCUGCCCCGCGAUGAUGUGCUCGGCCUGACAUGUCUUCGACUUUCCACACGUUUCCAGCAGCAUACAUUGCUCGCCGCAGCUUCUUCGAGCGUUCGUGUCGACCGCAUCGUCGUAUGGCGGGGUAGCCGCACGAUCAUGGUCACUAAGACUCGCAGGCAGACCGCGGCUGAAGCUGAAGCCAAUGUAGUGCCUGCUCCAUCAGCCAAGCCGACGAAGCCUCGAACGAAGGUUUCUGACCGAGUGCCAGACGAGAAGUCUCGAUCGAGGACCAAGAGGCAGUCUGCCACUCCACCAGAUUUGCCGCAGCGGGUCGAAGCUCCGCUUCACCAUGAGCACGACUCAACUGGUGCAGUCGAUGUGCCCACCAUUCCUCUGUACGACUUUGAUCUGCCGCUCGAACUCGACUUUCCCUACGGAUCGCGCAUCUCAGCGUUCAAUCCUGCUCCGUACGAGAGCCUGAAGCGCAAGCUCCGGCUCUGGUUCCCUGAUCUAGCACUGCAACAUGACAGUCAAUCCAGUGAUCCUCUCCAAGAGUUACCGGUCGAAGCUGGCCACAAUGACAAGUCAGAACCGAAGCGAAGCAAAACGGCGCCUAUCUCUGGCAAGAUUUCGUCAGCCACAAAAGAUCCGAGCCCGGCAGGGCCAAAGCGAUCAAAGCGUACCGGAAAGGCCAAGAGACCGGACUACAUCCAUCUCGAGGUCGAAUUCGUGCCGCAGCUUGUCACCGAGAUGGACCUUCAGUUGCCCCGCACCUCUCGCGGGUGGUCUGGCACCGUGUCGAACAAGCCGCUUGCGGCUCUUGCAGUGGUCGCACUGGCCCCGCCAGACUAUGUGCCCGAACCGGACAACGCCAAGUCAAGGAAGCGGACUCCCAUCCUCCCAGACGCAGCUAAGAGCGAGCAUGAGUCUACGUCCGACGACGACGAUGAGAAUGACCAGGAUGACCUUGACACGCUGCUGCUCGGACACAUAGUCCCAUCGGCCUUCAAAGAUUCGGCUCAUCACCCUCUGGCCCACUUGGAGUCCAUACUGAUGACGAAGGAAUGGAUCCAAUUGUACGGCGAGGUCAGCCUGGCUCCGCCUUUUCUCCCUCCAGAGUCCGAGGUCUUCGGUCCGGAGGCCUUCGAGACCUCAGCCAAGCGUGGAUCAGCAUCUAACCCCGGAUCGUCCUCUUUGUCUAUCAAAGCUGAACCUGGCACCGACCCUUUGACGCACACCAGGGACGCUUUCAGCCUUGAGGGCCCUCGCAUAUUCACUCGUGGCUCGAACGUGCCAUCUACUCGCCUGCUCGGUGUCCUCAGCAUCCAGGUUGGCCUCGAAGCUGCAGCGCUCCAGUACGGUGCGGGGAAGGACGAUGUCGAUGGCUUUGUCGCCUCGCACGCUGACCUCAAGAACACGGCCGCAGAGGGAUCUCUGGGACUAGCGCGUGCACUUCGUCAGGCCAUCCCGUCUGUGGUCGAUUGGGAGCACAGCUUCGUCGAAAUAGACGCGGACGCCCACACCUACUGGGAUCGUAACGAGUCGUUCUACGAUCUACCGCCAAAGCAGAAGACACUCAGCCGUCACCUCGUGCUGGAUCAGGUCGAAUCUGUUGACCUCCUCGACAAAUCUGGCUCGAAAUCUCCGAGCAAGAAACGCAAGAGAUCAUCCAACGCAUCGAGAGCGUCGAGGUCAUCACUCCUAACUCGCCCUUUCCCCACCGCAGAUGAGGACGACGAAGACGACCGUCGCGGCCACACAUGUUAUUGUCCCAGUUGCAUCAAUAUGCGCGACGGACGGCGAGAGGCGGAACGUUCUGCACCGUCAAGCGAGCCAUCUCGUCCUAGAUUGCAAGCUCUGCCGCUCGGAGAGCAAGUGUCGAGCACCGAUGCAAGGCUGGGCGACAACACCAGCGAGAGGUUCCUUCCCCUGGAUACAAACAUCGCCAGCCUUCUUGAGGCGUGCCGUCCCCGCCCGGACGGACCCCGGGUGUAUCCACCCUCCGACGUGAUCCCGACACCGUUGCUCGGCUAUCAAGCCCGAUGCCUCGCGUGGAUGAUCAAGCGAGAGACUGUGGUCGAUGAAGACGUAGGUCAGCUCAUGCCUAACUGGAUCCCCUUGCGAUGCAAAGCAGCUGCCGACAUCAAGCAGAGGCGUCUGCAGCUCGAGGCGGAACGAGAGGCGCUCCUCGAUGCCAUGCAGCGCAAUUUGUCACGAUCGCGUCGCAAUGCUAACGUAAAGGCAGCUCAAGCUGCGAUCAUCGCUUCCAGCACUGCGGAGAAGAGUGCUGCUUCGACAAGCGAUGCCCCGGAUGGAAGCACCACAGAACCACGCGGAGCGCUCAAGAGGGAACCGUUCAUCGACCCGACUGAGCAAAGUUUUUACUUUGAUCAGGUGUCGGGUUUGCUGAGCCUGCGUCGCUUCUGCUGCCGUUCCAGUGAGCCUGGAGGAGCGCUCUGCGAAUCUAUGGGCCUCGGUAAGACGCUCGAAAGUCUGUCGCUCAUCGCAGCGCGACCUCGCCCCGACAAUCCGAAUCUCUUGGAGUACGACACCUCGCGCAGCGCCCGUAUGAUUGCAGCGCUAGAUCUCUCGGAGCGUCCGUUUGUCUCGCAGGCAACAUUGGUGGUCUGCCCUGCAGCUUUGGUGGAGCAAUGGAUGGACGAGAUCUGCAAGCAUUUCCGCAGUCGCAGCCGUAAUCGCAGCGGCAGCAACGUCGACGAGUCCUCGCAGGACGACGCGAACAGUGUCAAUCAACAAUCAGGCGUCGUCCGAUAUCGCCAUGCUGAUUUCGCUUGGGAUGUCCAUUCGCGACGUGCCGAUGUCCGAGCGCUAGCAAGGAAAAAGCUAGUGGGGCCAGACAUCGUCGUCGCCACGUACGAAGAGCUGGCGUCUCAGCUAGCCGAGAGCCACAAGGUGCCUCACAGCAGCGACCAGGUUCGAACACCACUGCUGGAGGUGCUCUUCUGGCGCAUCCUCUUGGACGAGGCACAGAUUGUUGCUGGCGCAUCGGGUAAGGCAACCAGCAUGGUUCACGAGCUGUGGCGCAGCAAUUGCUGGAUGGUGACCGGCACGCCCGUCACCAAAGGCAUUCGAGACAUUCAGGGUAUCUUUGCUUUCAUGGAUCACGAUCCUUUGGCUGCACCGCGCUUCUUCCGCGACAUCCUUCAGCAGCCCUUCAGUCGAGGCUGCGUUGAAGGCGUCCGACGUCUGCGAGCGCUCCUGCCGCGGUACGUCUGGCGACACACGCAGGCGCACGUCGAAGACGAGAUCGUCCUGCCUCCCUGCACGAGCGAGGUGCUCGAGCUCAGACUCAAGCAUGUCGAGAGGCUCUUCUACGACAAGGAGGUCAGCAAGUUCCGCGAGAGCUUUGCCAAGCAAGCCGCAAGGGGCGUCGCCAACGUCGCCCAACCUUCGUUCCUCGUCCAUCUCCGUCAACUGCUCAGCCAUCCCCAGGUCGCCGACGAGUAUCUGUACUUCCACAACUACUCGCGUCUGUCCUUUGCCGAGCUCUUCCAAAGAUUCUUCCAGCAGGCCGAAAGCGAGCUGGGCAACAUCCGCAUGCAAGUCGUCUCCAGCACGCUGCAGCUCGUCUGGGGCCACGAUUUCUACGUUGCAGAGACGGACAAGAGACGCUGGCGCGGUGGAAAGACGCCGCUCGAUGGCCGAGACGCCAUCUGUCAACUCUUGAACGCAGCCUUGCGGGUCGUCACCCUGGCUUUGGAUGAACAAGCUCGUCAGAGCAUUCCAGCGUCACCCGAAGGAGAGGCUGCCAUUGGCGAGGGACCCAGCGACGAGUCUGGAAUUCAGUCGGCCAACACGCGCCAACACGGUAAAGUGGAAACGAGCGCUGAAGCUACGCCUUCCACGUCGGCGUUACCUUCCGAUGCCGCCAUGCAGCCGGCCUCGGGUGCCACCGACUCGACAGCAAGGAUCAAUCUUUCGUGGGAGGAAGCAGACUACUGGUUGCGGGUGCUCCUGCAGAAGCAUGCUGAUCCCGCCUCUGGCGGCGAUGAGGGAGCAGGAGCGGCCAUCGAGCCACCGGCGCGAUGGGACCCAGAACGACCCAGUCGGACCUGCUUCGACAAGGAGUUCAAGGACGCAGACGAUCCCUCUGUCGAUCUCAAAGAUCCACGAUUUCACCUCGUGAUCCAAGAUGCCAGCGCCGAAGAUUUGGACGAGGACGAGUACUUGGCCCAAAUCGUCGCGGAGCAGAGCGCCAAGAACCAGAACCAUCCUGCCGAGCCACGCAAGAAGUUCAAGAUGGACGCAGCCUUCCAGCCUGGCUCGCUCAAGAAGGCUCGCCUCCGCGGCAAAGCCACGCAGAGGCAGAAAAGAAGAGUGUGGUCUUACAAGCCCAAAGAGCGCCUCGAUACGACGCAGGCGAAGCUGCUUCAGCAGCGAGCGAAUCUGCCAGGCAAGGAGCACGAGGUUGCCUUUUUGCGGCAGCAACUGCUGGAAGGUCUCGGCGCCGAGACAAAUAUAGGGUUGGGAGAAGCUGGAGAUCCUGCGGACGCCUCAUCGGGGGAGGCACCGGCUCCAGGCCCGGAGUGCCAGAUCUGCUUCGAGCCGAAAAUGCAGAUUGGCGUGCUGCCCUGCUACCACUCGUUCUGCGCCGACUGUAUCGACAUUCUAUGCCAGAAGAACUCUCGAUCGGUGCCAUACGUGUGGACCAGCUGGAACAAGCCGCGCUGUCCCAAGUGCCGACUCCAAUUCCAUCCCGAUCGAGUGACUCGCAUCAUGGAGCGAGGGAGGUCUGCCUCAGCGGACGGCUCCGAGACCGUGGUCGGCGAUUGGAGCGGCAAGAUUUCGGGACUUAUCAUGGACUUUCAAGCAAGACUGGCUCAAGAUCCGACGCACAAAGCCGUCGUAUUCUCGCAUUGGCCCAAGAUGCUGAACUUCAUGUGCGAAGCGCUGGUGCAGAACGACAUUGCAGCGGUGGUCUUUGGAGGCAACGAAGUCAAGCAGGCAGAGGCUCUGAGGGCAAUCCGCGACGACGAAAAAGUGCGUGUCAUCCUCGUGCCGUUCCGUGCCAGCGCAGGUGCCGCCGGGCUAACCCUCACCUCGUGUAACUUGGCGUACCUAAUGGAGCCGGCGCUUGAUGCGGCUCUAGAGGCACAGGCAAUUGGUCGUAUCCAUCGUAUCGGUCAGCGUCGCGAGACCACCGUCCUUCGCGUCAAGAUGAAGGAUACGAUCGAGGAUGCGGUCAUGCGCAUUGCCGACGAACGCUCACGUCGAGGCAUGGAGCUUGCCACGCACACAGAUCCGAGCGCCGCGGCUCCAUCUGGCGUAUCUGCGCUGGCAUCUAUCUCCGAGUCAGGAGCAGGCGGCGCUGAGUCCUCCGCAGCUGCAGUAGCAUCACCCGCGGGGAGAAGUCUGGCAGAGGAAGGGUCGGGACAGGGCAGCUCGAUGACAACCGUUGGCGUCAAAACGGAAGAGCAAGAUUCACUGCAACCAGUCCCAUCGAGCUCGAAUUUGAGAGAGCGGUCCAUCAAAUCUUCGGUGGCAGCUUCAGUGGGUGUUGGACGCGAAACUGACAGCACGAGUCUGAGGAUGACAGAGGUGGGUCUAAUCCUUGGCUUUGACGUGGAGGAAGAAAAGCGAAAAGCAAAAGAUCGCCGAGAAUCUGUGCUGCGGAGGGCCGACGAGCUUGGCAUGUACGUUGGAUCCACGAGCAUCACCGAGCGUGAAGUGGACAUGCUGGAGCUCGACAUCGAAAUGGAGGAGGAAGAAAGGGCGAUGGAAGAGGAAGAGGAGCGGCAAUGGGCGCUAGCAGACGAGGAAGAGGAGCGGGUAGAGGCGCUAGCAGAAGAAGAAGAGCUACGACUGGCCAUCGAGGAGGACGAGGCCGAUGAGCAGGAAGCGCUCGACCUGCAGCUCAUAGCAUUGACCGCAGGAACCAACCCAGCUGGGUAG